AUGGCAACCAUCGCCUUUCCCUCCCUCUCCAAAUGCCAUACCCUCUCUACUUCCCACACGUACACCUACGUUCACCAUCCCGCCUCUCAAUCCCAUCCUACUCUUCUCUUCCUCCAUGGCUUUCCCUCCUCCUGCUUCGACUGGCGACACCAAAUCCAUUUCUUCGCCAACAAAGGUUACGGAAUCCUCGCCCCAGAUCUCCUAGGAUACGGCGGCACCUCCAAGCCCACAUCCCUCGACGCCUACCGAUCUAGACCCAUGGCAUCGGAGAUAAUCGAGCUGAUGGACCACGAGGGGAUCGCACGCGUCCACGCCGUGGCUCACGAUACGGGCUGUAAUCUGCUCUCACGACUGGCGGAUUACUUCCCCGGUCGGUUACUGUCGUGUACGUUUCUUGAUGUGCCGUAUUCGAAUCCAGGGGAACGCUUCGAUCUCCAGAUGGUCAAUUCCCUGACUAGGGAGUUUAUGGGAUUUGAAAGGUUUGGGUAUUUGGAGUUUUUUGUCCAGAGUGAUGCGGGGAGGGUGUUAGAUGAAUCGAGACCACGGAUUGAUAUCUGCAUACCUAACCAGGGAGACUCAUUCUUCACGCUCUUCUACCCUGCUGAUCCUGACCUCUGGAUCACCGACCUUGGUCCAAUAGGCGCACUGAAAUCAUGGCUCCUUAAUGACCGUCGGGGUCCUUUACCCACGUAUAUCAGCGAAAAGGAAAAAACCACCCAUCAAACAAUCAUGAAGGGGCAGUACAGCCAUGCCCUGAAGUGGUAUCAAGCUCUAGUGGGAAACAUCAACGAGGAAGAUGAGAUCCGAGCCGGUCUGCGUCCGGUUCUCCCUAUGCCGGUGCUGAUGGUCAGUCCACAGCCGAGUCGACUGCAGUUCCCCGGGACGAUGGAGAAGAUGAAUCAAGUGGCAGGGGACUUGACGAUGAAGACGGUCUCUACUAAGGGUCAUUGGGUGCAGUUGGAGGCUGGAGAUGAGGUUAAUGCUUUUCUAACGGAGUUUUGGGAGCAGGCGAAUGCGUAG
Messenger RNA from Aspergillus tanneri, 1020 nucleotides. Its product is annotated as alpha/beta fold hydrolase. The coding region runs from base 1 to 1020 and encodes 339 amino acids. The record is from RefSeq and is a predicted model, not a curated record. The transcript has 3 exons. Gene Ontology annotation, molecular function: catalytic activity. Lineage: Eukaryota; Fungi; Ascomycota; Eurotiomycetes; Eurotiales; Aspergillaceae.